ACGUCAAGUAGCCCAUAAUAUAAUAGGUUCGGUUGGAGCGAGAGCCGUCAUGUCCAACACUGAGUCGCAUGGCGUUUUCCGAAACAGGGAAACUAAACCACUAAUACUCCAUGCAGCACUCGCCACAAGAGAUCAAAUCCAGGCUAGACCGUGCAGUGGACCCUGAGGGAAAUGUUUUGGAUAUGGCCGCCGUAUUGGAGCUCGUAUCGACUUUAGAGCGACUGCCCAUCACUAGGGAGGCCUUAGAGGCAACAAGGAUAGGAAAAACUAUAAACUUGCUGCGUAAAAAGACAAACAAUGAGGUCCUUGCUAAACGAGCAAAAAAGCUUGUUAAGAAGUGGCAAAAACUAGUUAUCAACCAAAUAGGAGCGAACUGUAAUGUUGAUUCUCCUAUAAAUGGCAGUCGCAUCUCUUCUCCACAAAUAAAUGGUACCCUUAGUGAAACUGACAAGUCCUUGACACCGACCUUAACAGAUAGGAAGGUCAAGUCUAUAUCUAUUAAUGACUAUAAGACUAAGGGAGUGAAAAGGAAACGCAGUGGCUCGAGCUCUGGAGACUCGCCUUUGACAUUAAUCGACACUUCAACACAGGAUAGUCCCAGAUCACUUCACCCACCUAAUGUAUCCAGCGAUUCUAAAUCUCUCGUCCCCACUAAUGGAUCAUCAAGCAAAAAUGAAUUUAUACAGUCAAAAGAAAUAUCUUCAUCAUCUGUGGUGCACAAAAAACCUAAGCUCAUGGAGGAUCAAACUAAAUUAUUAGAUGAAAAAGAUGGUACAUCCAUAGCGCAUACAUCAGAGUCAUCUACUAAGCACCUUACUAAUUCUGGGAAUUCAGAUAACGAUAGUCUUGAAAAAGAUAUUGUCACAUCUGAAGCUCAAGAUGAAAUAAAUAUUAUUGAAAAUUCUGAAAAUAAAGAAGAUCGAACCAGUGCUCCCUCAUCUGAGAUCAAAUGUAAUGUAAAUAAUUUAGAUCAAAAUUCAGAUAAGGCUAAUUUUUCUAAUGUAAAUGACAAUGCUUGUGAAACUGACAGCAAGAGAGAUGUAAAUACUGGACCAGUUGGUGGUCAAAACCAUUGUACGCUUACUCAAAGGGAAAAUACCAAUAUAACACUUACUGGAACAAAGGAGGAAGUUACCAGGGUUCAAGGAAAAAAUGGCCUGGAUAUUGAAUGCAAAACAAAUGAUACAAACUCUCAAAAAGAUCCUGAUAUUCAUAAUGUUAGUGAAAAAAGAAUCUUGGAUACUGAACAUGAUAUGUUACUAGAAUCCCAUGAAGAUAUAGAAGCGAAUCAAACAUCUGAUGAACUAUCUCCAAAAAGUAAAACUGAAAACCAUUCAAAAGAAAUGGUAUCAGAGACUAACCAAGAAACAGAAGAAUUAGAUGAUGAUGAGUCAGAACCAAAGGAACUUGAGUUAGACAUGAAUAAAGAGGCAAAUGGUAUUAAUGGUCGUUAUAAUGAUGAUGGGACAUGGUAUUCUUGGACAGACGUAAUGCCCUGCAAUGAUGGCACCUUAAACAUUCUACCCUAUGUGAUACUAGAUUAAUUUAUGCCUUAGUCAUUUAAACAUUGAUUUUCUUUGUUUAUUUGAACAAAUAUUUGAACAAUUUAUUAACUUUGGGCUUUCUGAGAAGGUUCGAGAAGGUCAGGGCUCAAAAUAAGAGGACCAGCCUAAGAGGUGUUUGACCAGACAAAUGGUCAGAAAUUGUCAGUUGAACAGCCCUUAUUUAAAGCCCUGGAAUAUUUACAUUUAUUUGGAUUGGAUAUAUGUCUUUAAACUUAUGCCAGCAGUUAGUUCUGGUAAUCCAUUACUGUUUCAUGGUAGUGAAUUUAUCUUUGCUAAAUGCAUGCACUAAUAUUAAUAGAAGUUAAUGGUUUCGAACAUUUGUGUGAACAGUUGAAGCUUUCCUUGUUUGUAUCAGUUUAUAGGUGUCUGUUGUACAGAUGCUCAAGGGAUCAAAGUGAUUCCUGGCUCCAGUAAGAAAAAAAUAUAAAUAAAUUUGUAUUGUUGAACAUAGAUUAUUAAAAACUUUAGAGGCAGG
Molecule: messenger RNA, 2040 nt
Organism: Actinia tenebrosa (Australian red waratah sea anemone)
Lineage: Eukaryota; Metazoa; Cnidaria; Anthozoa; Actiniaria; Actiniidae
Biological process (GO): positive regulation of gene expression; regulation of transcription by RNA polymerase II
Cellular component (GO): core mediator complex; mediator complex; nucleus
Molecular function (GO): transcription coregulator activity
Source: RefSeq, a predicted model, not a curated record